UUAUGAGUAUAAAACUAUGCAUUUUAGUACAUCUCCAUGAGCACUUCGCAAAUUUGAAAGUCGAAAUUCAGAUCCUCGGUGAAGACUGUCGAGAAAGACACUCAGACUCAGAUUAUCUCCUGAAUCGACUAGCAAACAUAUCACGCCUCCAUUAGAGCCCUCGCUCAGAAGGCGGACGCCACCUUUAAUUUAUGCCUUCUGACCAUAUACCUGCAUUGGUCAAUUUUCAUAUGCACUUGUUUGCUUCGUAUCGGCUACGUGAGAGCAGACAACGCCCCCACAGCUCAAAUUUAACCCAACUCUUCCAGAUUCAGCUGUUCAGCGGCGAAUUCUGGUAUUUGGUUAUCUACUUAAGUGCGGGAUGCUCCCUGCUCUUCGGGGACUGCUUUUCCACGCAGAGGGUGAUAAACGAAAGCGAAACCGUUGGAGACGCUUGCUACCAAAUCGAUUCCGUCGGAUGCGACUUGCAGUUCCAAAAGUCUCUGACGAUGGUCAUUAAAGAAGGACAAGAGCCCGUUGUCUUUACCAUUGAGAAAUUCGGAAAUUUCUCUGUUGGGUCCAUACAGAUUAUUUUAAAAGCGUCGUUCUCCUACUAUACUUUCUUGAGGAGUUUCAGCUAAACGAAGCGCGCAUCAUGGAAGUGAUCUUCAUUGUACUGCACGUAGGCUAGA
Photinus pyralis (common eastern firefly) is the source of this 671-nucleotide messenger RNA. RefSeq names its product putative odorant receptor 85d. Gene Ontology annotation, molecular function: olfactory receptor activity; odorant binding. Bases 192 to 620 code for a protein of 142 amino acids. Gene Ontology annotation, cellular component: plasma membrane. The transcript is spliced from 2 exons. The record is from RefSeq and is a predicted model, not a curated record. Gene Ontology annotation, biological process: sensory perception of smell; detection of chemical stimulus involved in sensory perception of smell. Lineage: Eukaryota; Metazoa; Arthropoda; Insecta; Coleoptera; Lampyridae.